UUGCCACCAGAGUGCGUCGUUGCAGUGUGUCGGAUGUCGGCGCAAAUCGAAGCUGUAGUAAAACGGAAAGUCAUCGCAACACGUCAGUCUGACUGCGUGUUUGACCGCCAUCAAACAGUCGCAACUGCUGAAGUCCUAGCCAGCUCCGUCGAUCCCCCAGCCAAGAAGCGGAAGCUUGAUUCGUCGUCGCUGCCGGCGAGCAUCGAAAUGGCGAACAACGGCGCGGGCGCCUCCAAGGGGGCGAGCGACAUCGACGAGGGCCUCUACUCGCGUCAACUGUACGUGCUGGGUCACGAUGCAAUGCGCCGCAUGGCGUCCAGUGACGUUCUCAUCUCCGGCCUCGGCGGUCUCGGCGUCGAAGUUGCGAAAAACGUUAUCCUCGGCGGAGUGAAAAGUGUCACACUGCACGACGAAGCGAAAUGCACCACCAAUGACCUCUCGUCGCAAUUCUACAUCUCCGAAUCGGACGUGGGUCAAAACCGUGCGGAGGCCUGUCUGAAGAAGCUCUCCGAACUCAACACAUAUGUCCCGACCAAGGCGUACACCGGUGAGCUCUCCGAGGAAUUCCUGAGUGGAUUCCGUGUGGUUGUACUCACAGCGAGUUCCCUCGCUGAACAAUUGCGUAUCGCCGCGUUCACGCACGCCAAGAACAUUGCCCUGGUGAUUGCAGACACCCGAGGGCUGUUUGCUCAAGUUUUCUGUGAUUUCGGCCCGGCGUUCAGCGUCGUCGACGUGAACGGCGAGUCCACCGUGUCGGCCAUGAUCGCCGACAUCACCAACGAUAAAGAAUCCAUCGUCACCUGCAUCGAUGACGCGCGCCACGGCAUGGAGGACGGCGACUAUGUCACCUUCUCCGAGAUCAAGGGCAUGACUGAACUGAACAAUCAGCAGCCGAUGAAGAUCAAAGUCCCCGGGCCGUACACUUUCAGUAUUGGCGAUACUACUGCCUACGGGAAGUAUGAACGUGGCGGUAUUGCCCAACAGGUGAAAAUGCCGAAAGUCUUACCAUUUAAACCUCUGGCUGAGUCGAUUAGAGAACCAGAGUUCUUGAUCACUGAUUUUGCUAAGUUUGAGCAUCCUGCACAGUUGCACAUUGCUUUUAAUGCUUUGCAUAAGUAUCAGGAGAAGUUUAAUAGAUUACCGAAGCCUUGCUGUACUGAAGAUGCAGAGGAGUUCUUAGCCAUUGCUAAAUCAGUCGCUGCCAUUUGCAAUGACGCGUCAAUAAUGGGGUUGUUGGAGACUUUCGCGAAGGUUUCUUCUGGGGAUUUGAAUCCCAUGAAUGCGACCAUUGGUGGAAUUGUCGCGCAGGAAGUCAUAAAGGCUUGUUCGGGUAAAUUUCAUCCGGUUUUCCAAUGGUUGUACUUCGAUGCGAUCGAAUGUCUGCCGGAGGAUAAGGAGGAGAUCACUGAGGAAACUGCGGCGCCCAUUGGGUCGAGAUACGACGCACAGAUUGCUGUUUCCGGGAGAGAUUUCCAGAAAAAGCUUGGUGCAUUAAAGUACUUUGUGGUUGGCGCCGGUGCACUCGGCUGCGAAUUACUCAAGAAUUUCGCUAUGAUGGGAGUCGCUGGAGAAGGUGGACAACUUACUGUUACUGAUAUGGACCUCAUCGAGAAGAGUAACCUCACUAGACAGUUUUUGUUCAGGCCGCAUGAUGUACAACGUGCCAAAUCAGCAACUGCAGCGAAGGUUAUAAAAUCGAUGAACCCAUCAAUAAACAUAAUCGCCCAUGAGAACCGCGUUGGAACCGAAACCGAAGGCGUCUACGAUGACGAAUUCUUCGAAGCUGACGGCGUAGCCAACGCUUUGGACAACGUAGACGCACGUAUCUACAUGGACCGUCGCUGCGUGUACUACCGCAAACCCCUGCUGGAAUCAGGCACGCUCGGCACCAAAGGCAACACACAGGUAGUCGUCCCCCAUCUCACCGAAUCCUACAGCUCCUCACAAGACCCACCCGAGAAAUCCAUCCCCAUCUGCACGCUGAAAAACUUCCCCAAUGCCAUCGAGCAUACUCUCCAAUGGGCGCGUGAUACCUUCGAAGGGCUAUUCAAACAAUCCGCCGAGAACGCAUCUUUAUACCUUGCUGAUCCUGAAUUCGUCGAUCGUACACUAAAACUACCGGGCGUACAACCCGUGGAGAUUCUGGAAUCAGUUAAAGCGGCUCUUCUGGAUGACCGCCCGAUGAACAUGCAGGACUGUGUCACCUGGGCGCGUCUACACUUUGAAGAACAGUACAGUAAUCAGAUCAAGCAGUUGUUGUUCAACUUCCCACCGGAUCAACUCACUUCAACCGGGCAGUUGUUCUGGAGCGGGCCGAAGAGAUGUCCAUCACCGUUGAAAUUUGAUCCUAAUGUGACUCUACACAUGGAUUACAUCUUCACAGCUGCUAAUUUAAAAGCAGAAGUUUAUGGUAUCCCACAAAUUAGAGACAGGGAACAAAUUUUGGAAAUGGUUAACAAUGUAGAUGUCCCAGAAUUUGUUCCUAAAUCUGGUGUGAAGAUUGCUGUCACCGAUUCGCAAAUGGCGGUGCAGAAUGGCUCCGGUUGUGAUUUGGACCGUGUGGGUCUGCUUGCGGAAAGUCUACCCAAGGUAUCCACCCUCGCUGGGCUGAAAUUAACUCCGUUGGAAUUCGAAAAAGACGACGAUACUAACUUACAUAUUGAUUUUAUCGUCGCUACGUCGAAUCUACGCGCUGCAAACUAUCAAAUCCCGCCUGCGGAUCGCCACAAGUCGAAGUUAAUCGCUGGGAAAAUCAUCCCGGCGAUUGCUACCACUACUUCCGUUGUAGCUGGUCUUGUCGGGCUGGAGUUGUAUAAACUUGCACGCGGUGUACGUAAAAUGGAAACAUUUAAGAAUGGUUUCGUUAAUUUAGCUCUGCCGUUCUUUGGAUUCUCGGAACCAAUCGCCGCUCCGAAGUUGGAGUACUGCGGUAAGGAGUGGACCCUUUGGGAUCGUUUUGAAAUCCAGGGCGAGAUGACCCUUCAAGAGUUCCUUGAUUACUUCAAGGAUGAACACGGUUUGGAGAUUACGAUGUUGUCGCAGGGUGUCUGCAUGCUGUACUCGUUCUUCAUGGCGAAGGCCAAGGCGCAGGAACGUCUCGCGCUGCCCAUGUCCGAGGUGGUCAAGCGCGUGUCCAAGAAGAAGCUGGAGCCGCACGUGCGGGCGCUUGUGUUCGAGCUGUGCUGCAAUGAUGCCGAUGGUAAUGACGUUGAGGUGCCGUACGUCAAGUACAACCUGCCGUAGGCGCCCGCCUCUUCUCUCUGACCAGCAACACACACACAACACACAAACAAUAUAUACCCUCUUGGACCACACACGCUGAAGUGAGUGGUGCGCGUGCGCGACUAAAUUAAAGCGAUAUGAAAUAAAAAUUGUGAUCUUCUUGUUAACUCUAUGGAAAAAAAAAUGAUGAUGAAAAAUGAAUUGAAUUGUUUAUAAAUGUAGAAAGAUUAUUUUGUAUCGGCGCUGGGCAGAGGGGGACGGUGCGACACGACGACGACGGGUCAUUAGCAUUAGGCGGCUAAUUAUAUUCUACUGAGGUUAUUUAUAUAUCAAAAUAUUAAUAAUAAUCACACAUGUACUGCGACGAGAGAGUGAAAUGAAUUUACUAAUAAGAUUAAUAUCUAGCAUUUACGGAUAGCAGCGGAUGAUGUUUUUUUUUUGGGAUUAUGCGUGAGGAAUGAAGCGAGCGAUGAUUUUUGUUUUGUUCUCACUAACGCUGAAUUUAAGCAUGGCGACGAUUUACUUUUGGUGUCCGAGUUAGGGUAGCAUAAUGUUUAUUUUCUUAUUGAGUAUUUUCACGUGUGAAGUUUAUCAAACAUCAAUAAAUGCAGCUAAAUUUAUAUUCACAAAA
This is a messenger RNA of Dalotia coriaria, 3853 nucleotides long. RefSeq names its product ubiquitin-like modifier-activating enzyme 1. Gene Ontology annotation, biological process: protein ubiquitination; ubiquitin-dependent protein catabolic process; DNA damage response. Gene Ontology annotation, cellular component: cytoplasm; nucleus. Gene Ontology annotation, molecular function: ubiquitin activating enzyme activity. Lineage: Eukaryota; Metazoa; Arthropoda; Insecta; Coleoptera; Staphylinidae. The record is from RefSeq and is a predicted model, not a curated record.